Molecule: messenger RNA, 5689 nt
Organism: Tachysurus fulvidraco (yellow catfish)
Lineage: Eukaryota; Metazoa; Chordata; Actinopteri; Siluriformes; Bagridae
Product: SH2B adapter protein 2
Exons: 9
Coding region: 569-2551 (660 amino acids)
Biological process (GO): antigen receptor-mediated signaling pathway; intracellular signal transduction
Cellular component (GO): plasma membrane
Molecular function (GO): transmembrane receptor protein tyrosine kinase adaptor activity
Source: RefSeq, a predicted model, not a curated record
ACUAACAGACAGAGCUCCUUCACUAAUAGAGCUCCUUCCCCACCUGCUGUAUCCUCAGUCUUGGAUGUGACAGCGGAUGUAUUCCACUUGUCCUAUCCAGAUUUGGCUCUAAUCCUAACUCUAAUUCCUCGCCCUAACCCACGUGACACAGAACAACGUGACUCGCCAUGAGUGUGUAUGCAGUUUGGGACGGAGCCUGAACUGAGGACGUCCAGGAGAAACAGCGCGCUCCUGCUUGCGCGCGGCUCCUUUAAGACGCACGGAGGAGAAUCUCAGUGUAAUACAGAGAAGAGAAAAAGGCUCAGCUGCGCUUCCCCCUCCAUCUCCAUCCGGUUCGUGCGUCUUCGGACGCUCGGGGAGCGACAUGGAGAUCCUGUAGGCUGUUUCCUCGCGCUCUUGUCCUCCUUCUACUUCUAAUCCUGCUCAUUAUCAUCCGGAAAGCUGAACGGAUACCGACUAGGUGUGAUCAUGCUUUAUUGAGCACGGUUGGAGGUUGCCGGCUGUAGCGGUCAUGCAGUGAGUCGGAUCCGAUGUGAGUGUGCUGCCAGGCCGUUGGCAUGGCCCAGGGAUGAAUGGUGAAGGAUCGCCCGGCAGCCCGGAGCUCUCCUCGUGCCCGCUGCCUGACUGGAAGGAGUUCUGUGAGUUGCAUGCCCGUGCCUCUGCUGCAGACUUUGCCCACAAGUUCCGUCAAUUUGUCACAGAGAACCCAUGCUACGACGCACCGGGAGCUGACGCCAGCUUCUCGCGUCACUUUGCUCGACACUUCCUGGAUUGCUUCUCUGCUGCCCUAAAUCAGGCACAUCAACCCGGGUCACCUGGUGCUUCCUUGGCACCCAAGUACGCAAUUGCACCUUUCGCAGGGAUUCAAGGCUGCCCGCUACCCUCCUACAACCACGAGCUCUACCAGCGCAGGAAAGAGACAGGUGCCUCUAGCGAAUCUCUGGAUAGCAUGGACAGCGUAGGGGGUGGAGCCUCUGCAAGCUCUACCCUCCACGGGCACAGGGUGGCAGCGCUGGGUCAGUCACGAAGUUCAGAGGAUGUUUCCAUGGGUCACUCUAAGGCCCGAUUCAAGAAAGGUUUCUCGCUGAGGAACAUGAGUCUGUGUGUGGUAGAUGGGGUGAGGGAGAUCUGGCAACGGCGUGCACCACCUGAGCUAGAUACGGUGGGCACUUGUGUCAGGAAGUCAAACGGAGCUGAGGCAGGUGGACAUGACCGCUGGAGCCAGAAGCUGAGGUGGGCACGAGGCUUACAGGGUCACCGUGCUGAACUCCUGGAGAUCCAGAGGGAGGGAACUCUGCGCUACAUGGUGGCAGAUGAUACCAACUGUAUGGGCACUGCACAGUGGCAGAAGUGCAGGUUGCUGCUCAGAAAGACAAGAACCAGCUUAGAAGGUGGCGAGAAGUUCCUGCUUGAGUUUUAUGUACCACCAAAGUCCUCCAAGCCGAAAGUGAGCGUGCCUUUGUCUGCCAUUGUGGAAGUGAGGACCACGAUGCCUCUGGAGAUGCCUGACAAAGACAACACAUUCGUACUCAAGGUGGAAAAUAGUGGCGAGUAUAUCUUGGAGACCAUCGACUCUCUUCAGAAGAACUCGUGGGUUGCUGACAUCCAGGACUGCAUAGAUCCUGGGGACAGCGGCGAUGACAUCGAGCUUGCGUCGUGUCCGCACGGACAGACGUCCAAAGAAUUCUCCAUGGUGGCCUCCUGCAGCUGUGAGGUCCUGUCUGAAGGUGUACACAGGGGUCCGGAGAGGUCGUGCGCCGCGGCUGUCGAUCAUUACAGCGCCCCUACCGUCCGCUGCAGGGAACCGCCGUUCACACAACACCCCUCUCACGUGCCCUUAGAGCGCUUUCUACAGCUGCCAGAGGCGCAGAGUACAAGCCCAUCAUCAGGUCCUGCUGAUGCUCCUGCUGAGACGGAGGUGGCUGCUACUCUUAUCGGUUACCCAUGGUUCCACGGGACUCUAUCACGCGUGAGAGCAGCGCAGUUGGUGCUGGCAGGUGGAGCUCGGAGCCACGGCCUGUUCGUGAUCCGGCAGAGCGAGACGCGGCCGGGAGAAUAUGUGCUCACUUUUAACUUUCAGGGAAAAGCUAAGCAUCUGCGGUUGUCGGUGAAUGAAAAUGGCCAAUGCCACGUGCAUCACCUCUGGUUCCAGACGGUGUGUGACAUGCUGAAGCAUUUUCACACUCACCCAAUCCCACUGGAGUCCGGCGGCUCUGCUGACAUCACACUGCGCUCAUACGUUCAGGUGCAGCGCAGUCCCUCUGAUGUUCCCAACAUCUCCACGCCUUCACGGGAACCCAGCUGCCGGAUCGAUGCUGCUCAGCCAAACCUUCAUCUUCCUGGAAUCUCACAGCUUCCAGCAACCCCAGUGCACGAGGCACCGCUUUCCUCCAGCUCCUCUUCCUCACCCACAGCCCAUGGAGGUCUCCGGAGCAGAAGCAACAGCUCUGAAAGGCUGCUGGAACUCCCUGCUGGCAAUGCGGAGGAGUACAACGACAACGACAGCACUCGGAGGACCAGAGCCGUUGAGAAUCAGUACUCUUUUUACUGAAAUCUAGCAAGAUCAACAGCAUGCAGACAGGAAAUAGAUACGAGAUUGACCGCUGCUCAUUAAGAAACAACUUAUACGUUUUUUGUUCAUUGUUGCCAGCCUUUAUUGAAUACGAUAUUUCCUACGUGAGAGAUUUUCAAACACGUCAUUAAAAGCUGAGUUAAUUCGGUUAGAGUCCCAGCUACUCUGAGACGCAGACAAUUUCUUCGAGGACGUACUGCGAUUUCUACGCCCUCUCGUCGCUUCGGGUAUCACGGCUGUUCCUUGCAGAGGAGUACGAUAUACUUCUUCUCAAAGAACAGACAUACUGCACAUUGGGUUGAUCUUUGCAGCCAAAUAUCCUUUAGUUAUCGGUUAAACAUGUAACAUAUAUAAAGAUCAGAGGUCCUGAAGCAAGUCCUUUCAAAGACUUACUACAACCGAUAGUCCCAAAAUACUGUAGCCUCUGAAUUUGAGAAAGGAGUCAUACGAAUCUUACAAGCAUAUAUUCACAUAACGGUAAAUGCUUUAAGAAGUAAAUCACACAUUUAAUUCUUCUUUUUCCACUUAAAAAGAAGCCAUAACCAAAUGGAGCAGGUGGUUGUUUGGAGUACCUUGUACGGCCUCGUAUAGAAAUAUCAUAAAUUCCGGACAAAAAUAUCAAAAAUCAGCUUUUUAUUUAAUUAUUUAUUUAUUUUUUAUUAUUUUUAAUGGGAAACACAAGAAAUUCAAAAAACAGAUCAUCCAAAUAUUCAGCCCAUUUUGAGCUUUUCAGAAUUGGGAUAUAACCUGGAGUGGAAAUGGAUUUAACCGGCAUUGUUGUGAAUCCACAAAAAAAAAAAAAAAAAAAAAAAAAAAAAAAACCAUAAUAUUAAAACGGUCUAAAAUCAGUACAAUAUUGCAUAGAUUCAUGAUAUCAUCUCACUUACAGUUUAGAACAAUACUAAAAGUACAGUAGAAAAGAACAAAGGGUGCAAAAACUUAUGCAAGGCACUGUAUCUUUUAAUGGUCCUAAAAUCAGAUUAUUAGUUGAUAGAUGACGAUGACAGAUGAAAGAUUUUUUUCAAACAUGAAGCCCAGGAAGUGAAAAUGUUAUUGUUCGGAGUCGUAUCUUCCACCUGGGGCUCUGAAAAACGACCUUUAAUGACUCACGACGUCUUUCGUCAAACGUCCUGCAGUACAAUACAAUAUUUUCUGUCCCGUCCCAAUAAGUGAAAGCGAUGACUCGAUUACCCAGACGCCCUGAAGUUCCAUUCCCGAACGCAUUUUUUUUCUUCCGUAUUCUUUCUUUUCUUUCUUUUGUUUUUUUUCCUCGUCAUAGCGAGUGUGCCGAUCCUGCUCUGUGGGGUUUGAUAUCUUUACGUCCCUUUUCCAUAGAGGAAGCUGUCGUGUUGUAACAUCUGCCCGCGGUUAGCCUCCGGCAAGCCGUUUCCUGCAGAUGCCUCUUGCUUCCACCUUUUUUUAAGGGCUUUUAAGAAGUUAAAAGCUGCUCAGUGAAAUCGACUUCCCCAGAGUGCUCUGCCUGUGUUUGUGAAGCUGUUGAUAGAAUGUUCCGGACAUCCUGUCCUUUGGGCUUUUCCCACAACUUUGACGUGGGGUGAAGCGGGUCAGACAUCAGAAGUAAAGAGUUAGCAAGAAAUAAAGAGGUUUCUGUUUUGUAAAACGUAAAUAUAUAUAUAAUACAGUAAUCCCUCGCCACUUCGCGGUUCAAGUUUCGCGGCCUCAGUGCAUCGCUGAUUUUUCAAAAAUAUUCAUCGAAAAAUAAAAAUAAAAACGGUUUCCCAGGAUGCCAGACAAAGAUAGAAACUCUCUCAGAGGCUUUGUACAUACCCACGGCCACUCAGACAAGGCACGUGAUUGGUUCACGGCCCGAGAUCUGAGCUAAUUGGCUGCGCAUCAUCGCAUCCUCUCGCAGCUUCUUCCCUUGUCGUAUCUCGCCACUCUCGUUCACGCUGUUAACCGUGUCUCGCGUAUCGUGUUCGAAAUUAAUUUUUCGUUAAGCCCUUACGAUGCCUCCUAAGUGCCGUGCCCCUGCGAAAGAUUCCUCUAGUGAGCCCAAGAGGAAGACGAAGAUGAUGACCAUCAGUGAAAAGGUCAAACUUACUGUAGGGCCAAUCCUACUUCGCGGAUUUUCACCUAUCGCGAGGGGUUCCGGUCCCCAUUAACCGUGAUAAACGAGGUAAUCGAAUACGAACACUAUCACAACAAUACUUAGUGAGUGAAUCCAAAAGCUGACACACUUUUACCCGCGAGUGAAAUAGAUCUUCGGAAAGUUUUCAACCCAUCAUGAGUUACCUUUGUUACGCUCGCCGUGAAAACCUUAUUUCACGUUGUACAUAAAAUAAAAGGCCUACUAAUAACCUACUAAUCCACAGUUCUCUGUAUUAUUCAUCCCGCACAAAGGGAUCGUAAUUCUGUAAGGAUAAGGACAGUAUAUCAGCGAUAGAGGAAUAACAGAAGUCAUUAGUUCAUUAAUGAGUUGUAGUUUUUGGAGUAUCGAUCGACUUUGACGUCCGGAUAUCACAGUAUUCAUAUGGUGAAUAUCUGCCUGAUCAAUAUUGUAUUAAAAUAAUGUAAAAAAAAAAAAAAAAAUUAAAAAAAAAAAAACUGAAGCAAAGCCAAAUUCACAUCUAUAAUAAUUCACUUCGCUUCUACUGAUAUUUUUAAACAUGCCACGGUGACGACGACGUCGCGUUCUUGGAAUUUUGCGCUAUUUCUUUAAACCAGAUCGUCCAAAUUCAUCCAAAGAAUAAAACAUGAUGACGUUCGAGGAAAAUAAGAAAUCAUGACACCAGCUCUGACACCGGAGAUUAAAAAUAAAGCUCGAUAAACACUCGGAAAAUCUUUAGAGAAAAUGUCACCAUAGCAACAAUUACACACAUUUAUAAUAUGUCGAAAUGGAGCAUCUACCAUACAAGUCCCUGUGGAAGUCGUUGCUAUAGCAACAAUGACACGUUAGAAAACAAGGGCAUUAAUGAAAUGAUCAUUUUUAAAAAGCUGGAACUUUUCAGAGUUGGAAUUUAAUCGAUAGGAAUGGCCCAUAGGUUUAUUCAGGAAUUACACUCACACACACACACACACACACACACACACACACACACACACACACACACACACACACACACACACACACACACACACACACACACACACACACAC